Meleagris gallopavo (turkey) is the source of this 4769-nucleotide messenger RNA. NCBI's taxonomy places the organism in Eukaryota, Metazoa, Chordata, Aves, Galliformes, Phasianidae. The record is from RefSeq and is a predicted model, not a curated record.
CCUGCUGUGUAUCUGGAGGGCCCAGAAUUGCCAUGCAGUGCACUUGUGAAUGACGAGGAAAAUCGGAGAGAGCAUCAUCUCCAAGAUCUGGGUGAGCCAGCAGAAUGAGGAAUCAGGCUGAGACAUAGCAGGCACGUUACUGAAACUUCUUGGGACUGAAAUUGUUGGGAGGAGAGGAAUAAAAGGGACAGCAGGUAUGCACCUUUUUAUGCAGUUGUCUGCAAUUGGGAUCAGAUCUGCAGGCUGUGGGGCUUGGGAAGUGCUUUGUGGAUUCGCAUAAAUGCCACUGUGAUUUCUAACAGGACAAAUUCAUGAGAGGAUGAUGCCUACUUCUUCCUUGCUUGCUGCUCUGUGUUAUCUUCCUUCUCAGAUUCACUUGUGCAAGCAACAGCUGCAUUCUCCUGUCCCUGGCUUGUUCAGUGCCGCCUCUUUCCAGAGUUACUUUCCAGGCUCAGCAUGGCCCCCGUUUAACCUUGCUCUCACAACAGCAGUUGCUAUUCCACUUAGCACAGUAGUACUUUGGCAUGCAGAAUUGUGUGGUUACAAGCUAGACCACUUCAAACAGAAUUUGAUGUGUAAGGAAACUCAUAAUUCUGCAGAAACAACAGUAAAAAAAUACUGUUAUCAUAAGCAUGUCAUUGUGUGUGAUUGCCAGUCCACUUACAGUUUCUACUGUAGUCGUUACCAUGUAGCAGAGUGCAGCACGUAAUUGGCUUUCAAUAAUUGAAUUUUGUAUUGUCACGUGCUGCAUAAAAAAUGCUUUCAUCUGACAAUAUGGUAAGAAGUAUAUUUGUAAUACUGAAGUGUACUUAUUGCAUUGCCCAUUCCUCACUGAAUUGAAAAAUGCCACGCAGUUAUAUUGUUCCUGUGGAAGUAUCUUCAUUCAUUUGGUAUUUAUUUUCUUCCAGACUCUAAAGUAUAAAAGUAUCUUCUCUCUAAGCAGUUAAUCUUCUGAUCUUGCUUCAAGCCUGUCCUUUGCUGCAAUGUCACUCAUCAGCUAUAGGUCAUUCCACUGUUCUUGAGCUUGCCAGGAAUUCUGCUGCAGUAACCGCUACAGCAGUGUGGACAACCCAGAAUAGCGAUGGGGCAGAACACCUGAGUUAUCCUGCAUUCUUACAGUUCAAGAAGGGAAGGGCUAAGGAAAAUAAUCAUUUCUGGCUGCCAAGCUGAUACACCAUCAGAUCAUAGCAGUCAUAACUGCCCCUGUUGCACAGUACCACAGGGCUGGCCCCUACCUCCACAGCUGCUCUCCUGGCAUCCCACUCAUUUGCAAGAUUAUGGAGAGGAGAACUGGAAAGCAAAACAGAGGCAGUUGUUUGACUCUCACUGUUCUACAUCUCUAGCUGCUUGUGAAACGAAUACAGAGACUUGUUUCGGUGUUGUGGUCAGCCUACAGCCCUUUCUGUAUUUAAUAAAGAAACUUCUGGAGAAGAGUCUGUGAAUUCAAUAUUGAGCAUAAUGUCCUUUACUGAUAGUGGUGGUCCUAAAGCUGUUGCCUGUCUUACUCCCUUUCCACAGAAAUGCAAAUGUAUUCAAAAUGGGGUGGAGGUGGGGGUGUGUUUGUACGUGAGCAUGUGUGUGUAGACAAUAAAAACAUAACACUGUACCUAUCAAACAUUAAAGUUCCAAAGCUUCACUGAUGUAGGACUUAGUAGAUGAACUGAGCACUCUUCUCCAAGUUCUUCCAGAAAUGCUAUUACUAGAAUAAGAAAUUCGGUAUAAGCAAAACACAGAGUUUUUAAAAGUUUAUUUUUUCCACUCCCAUGAUGCCUUUUAGAUACAAGCCAGUAGUUUGGUUAAUGGUUUGCAUUUCCGGCUAUAAGCUGAUGGAUGGUUCUCCACACUGCACUGAAUCAGUGCUCAUGUGGUUGUGUGUGUGUUAUACUGAAAGGCCUCUGGCAGACAUGAUUGCUCUGCUGGUUGUCGUGAUUGGUGUUAGAAGUAGAAUCACACAAUCUCAGAAUGGUUUGGGUUGGAAAGGACCUAAGUGAUGAUCAAGUUCCAACCCCUGCUGCAGGCAGGGCUGCCAGCCGCUAGAUAAGCACUAGGUCAGGUUAGUCCAGGGCCCUGUCCAGCCUGGCCUUGAGCACCUCCAGGGACGGGGCAUCCACAGCCCCUCUGGGCAGCUUCGGAAACUUCUGAAGGUCUUUGCAGUCUUCCAUAAAUUAAAGCAAUGUUGGAAAUUUUGAGCUGAGCACCAGAAAGGCAGUAUGUAUAUAAAAAUGGGGCAAAGCUGGCUGAAGCAGUUCAGCAUGUGAGAUGCACCUGUCCCUGUAGCAGGACUGGUGCUAUCUCCAUGGGUUAUGAGUGCAGUUCCCUGUACUGAUGCCAGUUGUGGCCCUAUGCUAGAAGGGGCAAUACUUUUUUGAAAGCUGCACUCUGACCUUCUUUGCACUGCGUCUUAAACAGUAUUUCUGCAUUUAUGCUUUGAGUAGUUCCUGUGAACUUAGAAAUGUUGAUCCAAAAGCUAUAGCUGCUUGGGAACUAGCACCUUGCCCCAAGUGCUCAUAGCUCAUCCACUGCUAAAAGCAAAUCUUCACUGCCUGUAGAACAAAGUCAUUUGUUUUAAUGUGAAAGUUAGUGGCUGACUUCUGUAGUUAUUCCCUGGAACUGGAAGCCUUGCAGAGACUGCUGUAGGAAGUUUUCUUUCAGAGGAACUCAGAUAAUUGCCUUCUUUCAGUAUGUUUUUUGUUGCCAGUUCUCAUGUUGAGUCAAGAUACAAAUAGUUACAAAGAGAAAAACAGACUGUAUUUAGAAUUUAGUUUAACCUAAUGUGGGAAUCAUGUGAGCACUAAUGUCUGUGCCUUUCCAGACCCUAAUAUGAUUGGUUGACAUUGAUACAGUUAGUAUGAAUAUCCUGUCACAGUACUGUCGUGCUGCUUGUAAUAGCUUCUAAAUGAUUUAGAAGAGCCAUGUAGCACCACGUCUGAUUUGGGAUACAGUCAUCACCACUGCAUGGCUUUUCCCCACCUACAGCUGUGCUAUCACUGUUGGCAGAUUGGUUGUCUGGUAAAAGUGGAAGCCAUGUGAGCACAUGUGGCAGAUGUGGAGCCUUGCAGGUUUUUUACAUGCGACCGGAGUGGUGUAUAAAGGGCGUGCAGAGAGCAGCCUGCCACCAUACACAUCCACUAGCGAGACAUGGGGACUACACUUGUGUUAGCAGGUACAAGAGGCUGGAGUUACAGGGCAGGGAAGCACAGAGGUUAUUUAAAUGCUUUCAGAGAGGUGGCUUCAGAGGGUCUGCACGUUGCAGGUGAGAAACCCCACACCUGUUGCAUUUCUGGCAAGCUUUUGUGAAAUAAUGGAACAGCACCAAUCUGACUUUUUGUCCUUGUGGCUGCCAGGGGAGCAAGUCUUUGCAGGGCUGGAGGAGCAAGCCCGCCAAGCCAUGAUGAAAAACAGCUUUCCUGGAGCUCUUGGGGACCAAAGGCCAGCUAUUCAUCCACUGCAAGACCGUGAUUUCAGCAGCAGUGGUAGUGAUGAUGAGGAAACCACCCAUGAUGAAGUUUCUUCCCAUACUUCAGAGGAGGAUGGCUCAAUGCUAAAGGUGAAGAAAGAACUGGAGAAUGCAGACCAACCUGCAGCUGGAAUCCCGCUGAUGAGAGAAAAUGAGGUUCCUGAGAGCUUGAAUGCUGACUCCAUGCUGGGACUGUCAAAGUGUCCCCUCUGCCAGCUGGAGUAUGAAAGCAGAGAGCAGCUCAUUGCUCAUGUAUACCAGCACACCGCAGCUGUGGUGAGUGCCAAGAGCUAUAUGUGUCCUGUAUGUGGAAGAGCCCUCAGCUCACCAGGUUCCCUUGGGCGACAUCUCCUGAUCCACUCAGAGGACCAGCUGUCAAACUGUGCAGUAUGUGGAGCACGCUUCACCAGCCAUGCCACAUUCAACAGUGAGAAGCUGACGGAGGUGCUCAGUGCAGAUCGCCUGCCUGUGCCACAGAGCGACGGCCCCUCCAGUGUCAGAGGGAAGGACAUUACCUUUCACAGCCCCGUGUAUCCCGCAGGCAUCCUCCUAGUGUGCAACAACUGUGCUGCUUAUCGUAAGCUGCUGGAGGCACAGACACCUGGCAUGCGAAAGUGGGCGCUUCGUCGGCAGAACGAGCCCUUGGAAGUGCGUCUGCAGCGCUUGGAGCGGGAGCGCACCGCCAAGAAGAGCCGGCGGGACAAUGAGACUCCCGAGGAGCGGGAAGUGAGACGUAUGCGGGAUCGAGAGGCAAAGCGCCUGCAGCGCAUGCAGGAGACAGAUGAACAGCGGGCGCGGCGGCUGCAGCGAGACCGAGAAGCCAUGCGACUGAAACGUGCCAACGAAACUCCAGAGAAGCGACAGGCCCGGCUCAUCCGGGAGCGCGAGGCCAAGAGGUUGAAGCGGCGCCUGGAGAAAAUGGACAUGAUGCUACGGGCACAGUUUGGCCAGGACCCCUCUGCAAUGGCAGCUUUGGCAGCUGAAAUGAACUUUUUCCAGCUGCCAGUGGGCAAUGUGGAGCUGGAGAGCCAACUGCUGGGCAAAAUGACUUUUGAGGAGCAGAACAACAGUACUCUGCAUUGAGCUGCAGCCAGAGACUGCCACCUCUGCUGUGUCUGUCACAGGCAAACCACCAGGCUUCCGUGUGCAGGGGGCUGCUAUGGCUCCCCAGAUGUCACUCCUGCAUAGGUAGUUCUGGCUUCCUCCUGAAGCAGGAGGAGAAUGGAGUUGAUUGAUGUCUGUCUGGGGCUGUGGUCUGAAGGUCAGCCACCGCAUUUGGACAGUGGGAAAAUAAAUUAAUGUUUCAUGUUUA